Molecule: messenger RNA, 540 nt
Organism: Microthlaspi erraticum
Lineage: Eukaryota; Viridiplantae; Streptophyta; Magnoliopsida; Brassicales; Brassicaceae
Source: the annotation of a GenBank genome assembly
AUGGAGCUACAAGAAAAGAAGAAGCAAAAAGGCAAGAGAGGAAGAAGAAUAACACUAGCAAAAUCCUUUUCUCUCGAUCUGAUCUCAGAGAUACUCUUAAGGCUGCCAGAGAAAUCUGUUGGGAGGUUUCGCUGCGUUUCCAAGCUUUGGUUAUCAAUCACAACUGAUCCAUAUUUCAUCAAUUUGUUCAGAGUUAGGUCCCCACACCCGAGUCUUCUAGUCUGCUUCAGAAAAGAUGACAAUUUGUUUGUUUCCUCGAUUCCGCAACAUACUCACAGUCUUCAUCCAAAAUCAUCAGAAAAUUCUUAUCCAUCUUCUCAGCCGACUGAUCGUUAUCAUAUGAAACUCCAAGAAGAAUUUAGUUACUUGUUGCCCCCUACGGAAACUGUCCACGGCUUGAUCUGCUUUCAAGGAUCAGUAACGCCAAUAGUUUGGAACCCUAACAAGAGACAGUUCUUAACCUUGCCAAAACCAAGAAAGAGCUGGGAGCGUAUAUCCGUUUUUUGGGAUAUGAUCCAAUCGAAGGCAAACACAAAGUAA